Chelmon rostratus (copperband butterflyfish) is the source of this 1017-nucleotide messenger RNA. RefSeq names its product opsin 1 (cone pigments), short-wave-sensitive 1 (gene opn1sw1). Gene Ontology annotation, molecular function: G protein-coupled receptor activity. Gene Ontology annotation, biological process: G protein-coupled receptor signaling pathway; visual perception; phototransduction. The record is from RefSeq and is a predicted model, not a curated record. The transcript is spliced from 5 exons. Gene Ontology annotation, cellular component: membrane; photoreceptor outer segment. The coding region runs from base 1 to 1017 and encodes 338 amino acids. Lineage: Eukaryota; Metazoa; Chordata; Actinopteri; Chaetodontiformes; Chaetodontidae.
AUGGGGAAACAUUUCCACCUGUAUGAGAACAUUUCCAAAGUGAGCCCCUUCGAGGGGCCACAGUAUUACCUGGCCCCUCAGUGGGUGUUUUACCUGCAGACUGCCUUCAUGGGCUUCGUCUUGUUUGCAGGAACACCUUUAAACUUUAUUGUCCUCCUCGUGACACUCAAGUACAAGAAGCUGCGAGUCCCUCUCAACUACAUCCUGGUCAACAUCUCCUUUGCAGGAUUCAUCUUCGUUGUCUUCUCCGUCAGUCAGGUGUUUGUCUCCACCAUGAGGGGCUACUUCUUCCUGGGUCACACCAUGUGUGCCUUGGAGUCUGCCAUGGGAUCUAUUGCAGGACUUGUGACGGCCUGGUCUUUGGCUGUCUUGUCUUUUGAGAGAUACCUGGUGAUCUGCAAACCAUUCGGAGCCUUUAAGUUCGGCAGUAACCACGCUCUGGCAGCUGUUGCCUUUACCUGGUUCAUGGGGAUCAGCUGUGCCAUCCCACCUUUCUUUGGCUGGAGCAGAUACAUCCCAGAGGGUUUGGGCUGCUCCUGUGGACCUGACUGGUACACUCACAAUGAGGAAUUUCACUGCAGCAGCUACACAAACUUCCUGAUGGUGACGUGCUUCAUCGCUCCACUCGGCAUCAUCAUCUUCUCCUACUCUCAGCUACUGGGUGCCCUUAGAGCUGUAGCAGCCCAGCAGACGGAGUCGGCCUCCACCCAGAAGGCAGAGAAGGAAGUUUCCAGGAUGAUCAUUGUCAUGGUGGGAUCCUUCAUCACCUGUUAUGGUCCAUAUGCCCUCGCAGCCCUUUACUUCGCCUACUCAUCGGACGAAAACAAAGAUUAUCGACUCGUCACCAUCCCGGCAUUCUUCUCCAAGAGCUCAUGUGUCUACAACCCACUCAUCUAUGUCUUCAUGAACAAACAGUUUAACGCCUGCAUUAUGGAGAUGGUCUUUGGAAAGAAAAUGGAUGAAUCAUCUGAAGUUUCUUCAAAAACAGAGACGUCUUCAGUGUCUACAGCUUCGUAA